Molecule: messenger RNA, 1389 nt
Organism: Fonsecaea pedrosoi CBS 271.37
Lineage: Eukaryota; Fungi; Ascomycota; Eurotiomycetes; Chaetothyriales; Herpotrichiellaceae
Exons: 5
Coding region: 1-1389 (462 amino acids)
Source: RefSeq, a predicted model, not a curated record
AUGAUGACCAGCUCCGUGGUGCGGCAGAUGGCGCUGUGCCCGAGCUCGUAUUUCUUCUCGCUGGCGCUGGGCGCACGGGCAAUUGCCAUGUGGCGUGGGAGAGGGCUGCUCGCGCAGAGCAAAGACGCCUUUGAGACGCUGAGACGGUCCUUGCAGGCGCUGGAUGGGCGGACAGACAACACCGACACGGACAUGGAUCUGUGUGAAGUGAAUUACCACGCACACCGCACCGCUACUGUCGCUCUCUCCCAUCGUGUCCUCGACAAUGCCACGGGGACACCCUCCAACUUCGACGCCGUCAUGAGCUGUCUGGAAGAGCGCACGAGGGCCGGGGACCUCGACGUCGUGGAGCUUGUGAGUCGUGCCACGCCCGUGAAGGACGAAUUGGUGACACGCGUCACUCGGCUCGAGGCCGCUGCCGACAAUAGCACCACUGCCUCUGGCGCCUCAAAGAGAGCCUCUGGUCGCGGUCCUCUGCCACUGGAUUUCUUGUUCCCAGCAUACCCGUACCACCGCGACGAAGCAUCUGCACAAACGAUAUUGGAGCAGACGGCCCUAAUCACCCGGAUCUGGGCCCACGCCGCACUGGCUUACCUCUCCGUCGUCCUCUCCAGCUGGCAACCCUCGAGCAGCGACAUACGGCACCACGUCUCGCGGACCAUCGAGCUGCUCCUGAUUCUAUUGACGCCGCAACACCACACGGUCCCAUAUCCGUCUCCGUCCGCGUUCCCGCCCGCGUUGCUGCGCACUGUGGUCUGGCCGUUCUACGUGGCCGGCUGUCUCGCACAGUCACCGGAGCACCACGCCCGUCUACGCGAACUGGUCGAGCCGCUCCAGACGCCGAGCGUGUUUGGGACCGUAUACAAGGCGCUCGUGAUCAUGGAGGGCGUGCGGCCGAGAAGAGAGACGGGACGUGUGUUCGAGGGAAUGGGAAUGAGCAUGGCCGAGUCGGCUGGACCAACUAGAUCGGAUACAUUGCUCGGUUUAAAGCUCGAUGGGGUAUUUGCAGCCAACCCGACCCAGUACGCCGACGCGGCCUUGCCCAUCCCCAGGGUCAUCAUCAUCGGCGACGGCACGACGCUCACGUUGAGGAUAUUGCCCGUGUAUAUGAACGUCUUGUUCGUCGGGCCCUUCUCUCUGGGCAACGCAGUCCACCCGCCCACGGCCUGCUGCGCCGCGACACACGCGCACGACAGCGUCCAGAGGCGUCGAGAAUAUCGAGUCCCAGCGAGCGAGUCAUCUCAGAGUACGAAGUCCAAGAUCCCACAUGCCGCGCGAUAUACAAAGUGGACCAAUUGGUGGAUCGAGGAGUGGAUCAGUAUAAAGUAUUCAAGGCGCGCGGUAAGGAAUCCACUCGGCGCUUGUAUCACCCAAGCAGGCCCUGAGUAG